Rosa rugosa (rugosa rose) is the source of this 931-nucleotide messenger RNA. RefSeq lists its product as uncharacterized. The transcript has 7 exons. The annotation marks the transcript as partial. NCBI's taxonomy places the organism in Eukaryota, Viridiplantae, Streptophyta, Magnoliopsida, Rosales, Rosaceae. The record is from RefSeq and is a predicted model, not a curated record.
GCUUGGAAAUCCGGUUUCAAUUACUCGCAAUAAGCUUGGAAAUCUGGUUUCUUUCACAGAAGACUCGAAAGUUGCAUAUACUCAAGAACUUGGGAAAACCAGUUUUUUAAACUUCUUGACGCAGAAGUUUGACAGUUUAAGGAUUCUGCUCCAAGCCUUGCCUUUCUGUCAAAAGCUGAAAUCAAUUGGGAAGCACGAACAAACAAGUGGUGACUCUGUAUCCUCUACAUCAAAGGGGAAGAAGGUAGAUAAGAUAACUCGGAGAAAAGGAAGAGGGGACGGAAAGCUGUCGUGGUUUCGUUUUGAUUGCGCACAACAAUCGGAAAAGGUUGGCCUAGAUGUAAUAGGAUUAGGAAACCUUUAUGGGAGGCACCUAAUCCUUAAAGCCUAUAUAUGGACCUUGAUCCCUGCUCUAGCAAUUACACAAGCAUUCAAGUUCUCUGCCCCAUUACUGAGAUUACAUUCAUCAGAUUGCUCAGAGGAGAAGAUCAAACAUGUCCUAUCCAGACCUAUACUCAUCAGGAUUAAAACCCUCAUGUGUAACAAACAAGGUUCUUGGAGGAAGGAGCUCAGAUGUUCAUGCAAAAACCGAUCAAACAGUCAGACAUUAAGCAAUUGAGAUGUCAUCUGAUGAACUGCAGAAGCUGAACACACAUACUUUGUUCUGGAGGAGAAGCUAAAGAAAUCACCUGCUAAUUUUGUUUUUGGGUUUUUUUUUUUUCCUCAUAACUUGCUAUCUUCAUAUCUUGAUGAGUUCUUUUAAAUGCAUUUCCAUCUCACUGUUGUCCUAGUGUGACUGAAAUCAUUUGCUACUGUGGUGAUAACUGGAUGGAGCAAAACUGUAAAUAUAUAUUCAUUGAAAAGAAAUCUGUACCAUAGUAAAGAGAUCAUAUCUUAGUACAUAAAGAAAUCAGCUGCUAAUUUUUGUUUU